GUGUUGCGUUUAGACACAAAAAGAAAAUAAGUUGCUAGCUAAUGUUAGUAAGAGAUAAAUAUAGUGUGAAAAACACUAGCUGCUGUUGCUGCCAUUUUGGCAUUAUGAUUAAUCUUUUUAUUUGCCGGUUUACAUCGUACUUUGCAUUCAUUCUCGAUAGCACUUUGCAACAGUCGUGCGAGGACGGAGGUUCUUUCUAGGAAAAGGAAAGAUUGAGAAAAUUGCAAAUUGCGCUUUAUUCGUUUAAGUUAUAGAGAAUCAACUGUACCAACACUUAUAGUGAAAAUUGUGUUUUUACGCAAAUAUUUAUAAAUUAUCUAAAAUUUUAUUAAAAUCCUCAUAAAAUAUGUCGAGCGUACCUAGCAAGCGCCCCAAGUUGUCCAAUGAUGCCGAUGCAGUAACAAAUAAUGAAGAGGAAGCAGAAGCACUAGAACAAAUUGAUGCUUGCCAGAAUGAGAUUGAUGAGUUAAACGAGCAGGCUAGUGAAGAAAUCCUUAAAGUUGAACAAAAAUACAACAAACUUCGCAAGCCAUGCUACGAAAAACGCAGUGACUUGGUUAAAAGAAUCCCUAAUUUUUGGGUAACAGCGUUUAUAAAUCAUCCACAAAUUUCUGGUAUUCUCGAUGAAGAAGAAGAAGAAUGCCUGCAUGCUCUUAACAAAUUAGAGGUUGAAGAGUUUGAAGAUAUUAAAUCUGGUUAUCGCAUACAUUUUUAUUUUGAAGAAAAUCCUUAUUUUGAAAAUAAAGUUCUUUCUAAAGAAUUUCAUCUUGGAUCUGGUUCGGACAAUAACGAAUGUCCCUCUUCAACAAGUACUACUAUCACUUGGAAGGAAGGAAAGAAUCUAUUAAAACACCUAUUAUCAAAACCAUUUAACAAUAAAAAGAAGAGGAAUUCCGAAUAUAAAACUUUCUUUGACUGGUUUACCGAUAAUAGUGAUCCUGUUAAUGAUGAAAUUGCAGAAUUAAUAAAAGACGACCUCUGGCCAAAUCCCCUACAAUAUUAUUUGGUACCUGAUGUAGAGGUUGAACAAGAAGAGGAAGAUGAUGAGGAUAAUGAUGAUAAUGAGGAAGAAAUGUUUGACGAUGAAGAUGGUGAAGGGGAUGAUGAUGAAGAUGAGGAUGAAAAGUAAAUAGGACCAUUUACUUUAUAUUAAAUCACACAAUCCUUUUCUUUUACCACAGCUUUUAAUUUAUAAAUUGCGACAUAACUUUCCUUUAGUUAUAAACACAAUUAAGAUUGAAAAUGUAUGUUAAAAAAAACCUUUUAACUUUAGGAAAUAUUUUUCAAAAAUAAACAGUUUAUAGUAUA
Molecule: messenger RNA, 1308 nt
Organism: Teleopsis dalmanni
Lineage: Eukaryota; Metazoa; Arthropoda; Insecta; Diptera; Diopsidae
Gene: Set
Product: protein SET
Exons: 5
Coding region: 347-1129 (260 amino acids)
Biological process (GO): nucleosome assembly
Cellular component (GO): nucleus; chromatin
Molecular function (GO): histone binding; chromatin binding
Source: RefSeq, a predicted model, not a curated record